UUUUAAAACAAAUCGAAACACUUGUCGCAAUGAAGUCGAAUAUAUCUUUGGAAUAUGCAUGCAUCCUUGAAUUCUAUGCUAUAAUAGCGACCACCGUGCUAUGCUGUCCUCUAGCCCCUCUGUCCGUAGAUAUGUAUCAUUUUCUAUGGGUUAAAGGCGAGGUUGGUUUCGACCGGUGGGGAUUGAUGGUGUCUCAUUGAUUGAAAGGAGUUCCUUGCCGUCCCUUUUUCACCACAAAGUAUUAAUUAAUGGAAGACGAUCAUGGGACUACACCGCAUUUACCAAUCGUCUUCAGUGAGACGACCAAGGUUCAUGGAGGGAGGAGGGAGCUACCGUCGACGUAUACAGAGUGUAUCCGCUGACGUCGUCUGUGAUACAUCGACUGAUCAGGACUCACCCCCCCAGGUACACGGUGAUGGUGGAGUGCUGGCACCCCAGGCUGGAGCGUCGGCCCACCUUCUCUGAGCUGGUGGCCCGCAUCUCCGGCAUCUUCUCCAGCUUCAGCGGCGAGCACUACGUCCUCCUGAACACCACCUACGUCAACCUGGACAAGAUGAGCCCCUACCCUCCCCUCCUCUCCCCCACCUCCCCGUACCCCCGCACCUCCACCUCCUCCUUCUCCUCCGCCUCCUCCUCCUCCCACUACCCCUCCGCCGACCCCUACCCCGCCGCCAGCGCCUCCACCUCCCUGCCCCCCCCGUCCCACGCCCUGCUGCAGCGCCCCCACCUGGCCUGCUGCACCUGACCGCUAGGGGGGGCCUGGUUAGCCGAAUAUGGUAACAGGAAGAGAGAGAGGGAGGGAGAGAGAGAGGGAGAGAGAGGGAGAGCGAGAGAGAGAGAGAGAGAGAGAGAGAGAGAGAGAGAGAGAGAGAGAGAGAGAGAGAGAGAGACUAACAGACGGAUGACCUCAGAGAAA
Molecule: messenger RNA, 916 nt
Organism: Gadus macrocephalus (Pacific cod)
Lineage: Eukaryota; Metazoa; Chordata; Actinopteri; Gadiformes; Gadidae
Product: hepatocyte growth factor receptor-like
Exons: 1
Coding region: 416-745 (109 amino acids)
Source: RefSeq, a predicted model, not a curated record